GCCAGGACCCACUGAAAUGACUUCAGAAAUUUAGUCCAAUUCGCGCCUGGUUCAAUGCUGGGACUUUUCUAAUUUUGGACGAACAAUUAUCACAUCCCAACGCGCACGACCGCGGGAGCAGCACGAGCCGUCUAUCGCGACUUAACACAUUCGGCAUCCUCCAUUCUAUCAACUAUCAUUUAUUGGAACUAGUUAAUGCAGGUGAUAUGUUAUAAAAAAACUAUUAUCCGAGUCGCAAGAUCAAUUAUAGGCUCGGCGAUAAGUUUCAACGACCAUCUCCGAUCUUUGCCCCAGCCGUAUUUCAACACUCUCUAAUCCCAGAUAUGAGCGACCUUGAUAAGGCGAUUGCUCAGCUUCGAGCAUGUCGUCCGAUACCCGAGCCUCAAGUCAGGGAGCUUUGUCACAAAGCGAGGGAGUUGUUAAUCGAAGAGGGCAAUGUUGUCACAGUUACGGCUCCAGUAACAAUAUGUGGCGAUAUCCACGGUCAAUUCCACGACUUGAUGGAACUCUUUCGGGUUGGCGGUGAUCCGCCGGACACCAACUAUCUUUUUAUGGGCGACUUCGUCGACCGUGGAUUCUACUCAUUGGAGUCUUUUCUCUUACUUUUGUGCCUAAAAGUCCGGUACCCCGAUCGCAUGACCCUUAUCAGGGGCAAUCAUGAAUCACGUCAAAUAACGACUGUAUAUGGUUUCUACGACGAAUGUCUACGGAAGUAUGGUAGUGCAAAUGUUUGGAGGUAUUGUUGUGACGUUUUUGAUUACCUAGCCCUCGGAGCCAUAGUCCUCAACGCAUCGAACACCUUGUCGCCUCCCAACGAGAUGACGCCAAUUAUAGAGUACACCGAGCAGGAUAUCGAGAUCGAAGUCUGUAAUGCGGAUGGGGACAUCAUGAGUCGAUUUAUGAGACGGAACCGUGAGCGAAAGAGCCCCAAUGGAGCUCAACCGAAGACAGGUCCACCUGGGUCGGGAGCUUCGGGCUCCAGUGGAGGCACCAUCGGAAAUCCGACGGGGGCAGUAUUGUGCGUACAUGGUGGCCUAUCGCCGCUUAUUGAUACGGUGGAUAAAAUUCGCCUAUUGGACCGCAAACAAGAAGUCCCCCACGAAGGCGCCAUGUGCGACCUACUAUGGUCGGAUCCGGACGAGAUCGACGGGUGGGGUCUAUCACCGCGUGGUGCAGGCUUUCUCUUCGGGGCAGAUAUUGUCAAGGUCUUCAAUCACAAGAACGACCUCUCACUCAUUGCACGAGCACACCAGCUUGUAAUGGAAGGUUUUAAAGAAAUGUUUGACGCAAGUAUUGUUACCGUCUGGUCCGCGCCCAACUACUGUUAUCGUUGCGGUAACGUGGCCGCCGUUCUAGAGCUGUCUGAAGAUCCCACAGGAGAGAGCUUCUUCGCGCGCAGCAACGGCGAUGUAGGCAGGAGCGAUGGCGGUGGAGUUGAGGGAGUUAUGAUGGAGAGUGAGAAGAGACUUAAGAGCGGUCCAUCCAGAAGAUACCGCGUUUUCCAGGCGGCGCCGCAGGACUCACGGGGUAUGCCUGCUAAGAAGCCUGUAGCAGAUUACUUCCUAUGAGUAGGGAGAAUUCACAGGCAUGAGAGGGGCGUUGUAUAAAAAAUGAGCAAACUUAGGUGGUCGUCAACAGUGUUUUUGCUGUCUUCUGUGGUAAUGAUACCUGAUGGAGUUCCGGGAAUACGGGAAAGAGAAAUGGAAUUUUGUUUACGUUGUAUUCUGAACUACAUGCACGAUUACCUGGUAGUCAAGUUUGCUUCGAGAUGGGUUAGUUACGAAGACAAACAGUCAUAGUCAAAUGAGGAUAUUGUUCCCCUAC
Messenger RNA from Annulohypoxylon maeteangense, 1824 nucleotides. Its product is annotated as Metallo-dependent phosphatase. Lineage: Eukaryota; Fungi; Ascomycota; Sordariomycetes; Xylariales; Hypoxylaceae. The transcript is spliced from 4 exons. Bases 324 to 1568 code for a protein of 414 amino acids. The record is from RefSeq and is a predicted model, not a curated record. Gene Ontology annotation, cellular component: nucleus; cytoplasm. Gene Ontology annotation, molecular function: protein serine/threonine phosphatase activity. Gene Ontology annotation, biological process: double-strand break repair via homologous recombination; peptidyl-serine dephosphorylation.